AGUGAAAAUGGAAUCUGUGCGGAGUCUGGGUGCUCCUUCGAGCACACCAAAUUGUAGUGUGGACAGAUUAGUGCGUGUGGGAUAUUACGAACUAGAACGAACAAUUGGGAAAGGAAACUUUGCCGUUGUGAAACUGGCGACACAUGUUGUGACGAAAACGAAGGUUGCGAUAAAAAUAAUCGACAAGACGAAACUGGACGAGGAGAAUCUGAAGAAGAUUUUCCGCGAGAUCCAGAUAAUGAGGAAGCUGCGGCACCCGCACAUCAUAAGACUGUACCAGGUGAUGGAGACGGAGAAGAUGAUCUACCUCGUGACGGAGUACGCCAGCGGAGGCGAGAUCUUUGAUCACCUGGUGGCGAACGGCAGGAUGGCGGAGAAGGAGGCGCGGCGCGUGUUCGCGCAGAUCGUGGCCGCCGUCAGCUACUGCCACCGACGGCGGGUCGUGCACCGCGACCUCAAGGCCGAGAACCUGCUGCUCGACCACAACUGCGACAUCAAGCUCGCAGACUUCGGCUUCAGCAACCACUACCAGCCCGGCCAGCUGCUGUCCACGUGGUGCGGCAGCCCCCCUUAUGCCGCCCCCGAGCUCUUCGAGGGCCGCAAAUAUGACGGACCCAAGACUGACAUAUGGAGCCUCGGGGUUGUCCUGUAUGUGCUGGUCUGUGGAGCCCUCCCAUUUGAUGGCCGCACACUGCAGUCUCUCCGUACAAGGGUUAUCUCGGGCAAAUUUCGGAUUCCAUUUUUUAUGAGUGCAGAAUGUGAACACCUCAUCCGCCAUAUGCUGGUUGUCGACCCAGAGAAGAGGCUCAGCAUAAAACAAAUUCUGAAUCACAAGUGGAUGACUCAGGGGGAAAUUCAGCCCAGCUUGCAGAAAAUAAUUUCAGACUUGGAUCAGCCAGAGGAUCUACUUGAGAGCCCCGAGCCUCUGAAUAAUCUGGUCAUGGAGCACAUGUUGAAACUGCCAGGCCUCGACAAGGAUAUGAUUGUGCAGUCUGUGCGAAAUCAUGGCUUUGACCACAUCAGUGCCAUCUACAGUUUGCUGGUUGACAAACUGGAGAAGCGUAGACUGAUAAGUUCCAGUACGGGAAGUCUACCAGUAAUUCAGAGGAAAGCGAGCAUAACAACAGGUGUGGUAGACCGUAGCCCUGUGGGUGACGGAGAGACGGAGCAGGGCGCUGGGUCUCCCCUCGUAUCCAUGCCAACCAUCCCUGCUGUCUUCUUGCUGGAAGACCCUGAGUCGCUGGAGAAGUUUGGAGAUGUUGACAUGCCUAUGGAAUCUGAAUCAGAGGAAACCUCACGACAACCAAGAAGUGGUUCUGGAGUGGAUCGGUACCUAACUGCAAGGAGACACACAGUUGGGCCAGGAGAUACAGCUCACGAGCAGGUGCUGGAGGCGCACUACAUCGGACUGGACGCAGGUGCAGGUGGUGCCAUGCAGCAGCUCAACAUCCUGCCCAACACGAACCUGCCACUGAACAUUCCGCUCGUGCAGCACCAGCCACCGCAGAACUUCAGCAUCAAGGACCAGCACCUGCUGAAGCCUCCCACUGUCAUGGGGGCCAUUGGUGGUUUCGGCCGAGCAUCGGAUGGGGGAGCGAACCUGCAAAUGUUUUUCAGUCGUCAGAUGGAAGGCGUGUGGAGCCAACCGGGCAGUCAGGAGCACCUCCAGCUUCUGCAGCCAGGAAGUCCUACUCUCUCCCAGCGUUCACAGCCCAUUGCUGCUGCUAAUGGCAGCCCGGAGGGCAUCCAUAUGUCGGACAGUCUUCCCACUGAGGACCUGCCUGACGCACAUGAUGUGGCGAGCUGGUCGGCCGGGCAGCAGCACGAGCUGGAGGCAGCUGCUAGUGUGCUGAGGUGCAGCGAUGCCCACAGGUACAUGGAGUGGCGCGGCAAGGCGAAGCGGCACACGCUGGCCAUGGCGAGCUCCGAGGAGGUGCAGGAGGCACAGCGCAAGAUGCGCACGCGCCGUACUGGCCUCCCUACGGUCACGGAGCGCCCCCCAGAAAUUAGCCCAGAAGUAGUGUCUGAAGUAGAGGCGCGCAUGCGCCGCAAGUACCCAGUCUUACCACCACCACCACCACCCGCCAGCAGGUUCCCUCGCCACAAGAAACUUUCUGGCCUCGCCACAGUUCAGGAGGCAAAUAAUCGACCAGUGAGGGAUAGCUUCAAGGAGGUGAACAGCCUGCACCUGCCCCAGGAGAGGUACAGCCCCGUGCGGAGGGCCAGCGAGGGCUGCCCCUCCCCGUACCGCAGCCCCCAGCACCAGCACCAGCUGCAGGCACAGCAGGACGUCUUCGGCCGGGAGGGCAAUGUCAAGGCCCUGCAGCAGGAGUACCAGCAGCUGCAGCGACACAGUGGCAGUGCGGGCGACGCCCACGAGCUGCAGUUGCGCCACUCGCUCCACAUGCAGCAGAUGUUGGGCGGCUCCCCUCUGCGGUCAGCGACGCCGUCUCCGCCGACCACGCAGAGCCCUGCCUCUAUACCCGGUUCCCCCAUACACCAGCAAUGCUGCGGUGGUGCAGAGUACCCACAGUCGCCGACCUCCAGCGUGUGCUGCCUGGCAGCGGGGCUGAGUGGGCUGUCCACGGGCGGGGUGCCACUCGCACUCGACCUGCGAGUGACACCGUCGCCCCCGUCGAUGUCGCAGGCACCGCCGCUGGGCACGAUCCGUGAGGAGCUCAACCGGCAGAGCCGACAGCAGCACCGGCAGAUGCACCCGCAGAUUAGCCUCACAGACGAGAUGGGUGACGAGGUCACCCUUGUCGCGCCUCCGCACUACUACUGCCCGCCCUCGCUGCCUCCGCCAUUUGCGAUACCCGGCCCGUGUGAUCCCGGCCGCCCGUCCAUAGUCCGAGGAAUUGGACGCCAGCGCCUUCCGACAGUCACGACUGGCGAGAUUCGGCGGGAGCAGUAUGCCAGGAAUCACCCUUCGCUGCAUCACACAUUCCCGCCACCUUCGGGGGUGGACCUUGAAGUGACGUCGCCACCUUCUUCACCUCCGUCACCUCAGGAUGGUGUCGUUGCUUCUGAGCUGCAAAAGACAUCUAGCGGAUCAUUCGAGGUGGCACUGUCGGAUUUUUGUUCACGACUCGAUGCAGCAGAUAUUCUCGGUCUGGUCAAGAGUAUUAUAGACACGCGCGCACCUCCGUCGAGCUUUGCAUACGGAGGCGAGUGGGGCUCGACGGACGGAUGUGAUGAUGAUGGCGGUGGUGGUGGACUCGCCCUGGAGUACCCGGGCGGUGUGCAGAUUGAGCUGAGGGUGUUUGGUUGUGAGUCUAAGGGUCUGAAAAUGCGUAGAAUAUCCGGUGACCACUUACAGUACAGCCAGCUGUGCCAGGAACUGGUGUCUUGCAUGUCUGUCUGAAGGUUGCGUUUCAGUUCUGUGACGAGUCUCUCGAGGUAUGAUUCAGAUGCUAAUACCUCUGCUGUCACUAAAGAGAAAUUCCACGAGCACUAGAAAUGUGCUUUCGUGAGUGCCAGAUGUACAUUUAAUGGCAGUUUCAUGUAAUGGAGCCAGUAUUGUCAAAAAGUGAUUCUUAUUUUUGGUACAGAAUUAAUGUGUCUUCUCUUUUGAAUAGUUAUUCUGAUAUGUAAUACAUGUGAACUGCAAGUAAUUUCUUGACCAGUGUCAAAAUUUGCGAGAGCAUGUGCACAUAUUUAUUGACGUGCCCUACACGGGAAUGUAUUUUCUACCACUUUUAAUUCUAUAUCGUAAAAAUAUUUCAUUUAAUGUGCCUUUCUACUUGCUUAGUAGCUGGGAUGUCAGAGUAGACACUAAAGACAUAGAUUUAUUGUCUGGAGUGCCCAUUCAGCCAAAAAGACGUAAUUGAGUGAUACUUUGACAGUGAUAUUCCCUAAUGCCCUAAGUGGAAGUAUAGUACUGUCAGUCAUUGUGAUAGAAUAAAUGAUUAUUAAAGACUUACAUACUUCAUAAGCUAUGAAUGGCAGAAGUUCUGACAGAAGAUGAGUGUUAUACAUGUUCAGUUUAAAGAAACAUUUGCAUAAAAAACUACUUACUCUUGUUAAGUCUAUGACUUGUCCACCAAGCAAUUGCUUAUCUUUGACAGUGGCAAAUUUACUUGUCCUUAAAAACAACAGUGUCUGUUAUUAAAGAAUGAUGAUCCACAUCUUUCUGACAAAAAUGAGGUUACUCAUAUCCUAACACACAGCAGUAAAACUGUUCCUAGGAAUCAGUACCACUGUCACAGGCAGAUGCUGUUGAUAAUGUAGCAUUUUAUGCACAUUUGAAACAAGGUUCUGUUAGCGAGUGUCAUAAAGGAGAUCUGUGUAUGUAUUGCAGUGAGCCUCUGCUUAUGGAUGUGUUAUCUGCAGAAAUAACACCAGUUUGCUCACAAGCACUGUCAGAACUCUGUGCAAUGUUAUUGUGUUGGACAUUCUUGAAGUUUCAUUGUCUGGGACGUCAAUGAAUUACUUUUUUCUGUGAAAAUGCCACUAUAUUAUUUGUGGGAAAUGAAUAAUUUCUACAUCACUAUGGUCCUGAAUUUUACUCUUGUAUGAGUUAUGGAAUGUGACUUAGAGAAUGAUGGAUAAGGACUUUUUUCCUUUUUUGGAAAAGUGAGAAAGCCUUUUUUAGUAGCAUCACCUUGUUGUAAGUGUUACUUUCAAUAGUAUUGUGUGUGUGUGUGUGUGUGUGUGUGUGUGUGUGUGUGUGUGUGUCAUUUUUGUUAAAAGGCAUUGUUCACAUCAGGAAGAAAAACCACUCCUCAAGGAGUUGAUUCAAUGACGUUAUCCCUGACAGGUGAUUUUAUGGCAUUCCAUUAAUUUCUUCUGCAUGAACCUUCAAAAUACUUUUAUCUACA
Messenger RNA from Schistocerca serialis cubense, 4820 nucleotides. RefSeq names its product serine/threonine-protein kinase SIK3 (gene Sik3). Lineage: Eukaryota; Metazoa; Arthropoda; Insecta; Orthoptera; Acrididae. The record is from RefSeq and is a predicted model, not a curated record. Gene Ontology annotation, cellular component: cytoplasm. Gene Ontology annotation, molecular function: protein serine/threonine kinase activity; ATP binding; tau-protein kinase activity. Gene Ontology annotation, biological process: microtubule cytoskeleton organization; protein phosphorylation; intracellular signal transduction.